AUGGACGCGCCAGACCAUUCCCGCCUACUGAAGCUUCCCCCGAUUAUUCUCGGUGGUGCUGGGUUUAGUUACCAAAUCCAUCCAGAUCCAAAGAGCAUUCCAAUUCCGCAGAUUAUUCGUCGGGCGUUCGACGUGGGAAUGAAAGCAAUUGAUACGUCACCGUACUACGAGCCAUCCGAGCAACUACUAGGUGAAGCACUUGCCAGCCCCGAAGUGACCGGCAAAUACUCCCGCAGCGAUUAUAUCUUGAUGACCAAAGCCGGCAGAAUAUCCGCCGACCAGUUUGAUUACUCCGCGGAGUGUAUUCAAAAGUCGGUCCAAAGGUCAUUAGAUCGACUGGGCACCUCCUACCUGGAUGUUGUUUUUUGCCACGACGUUGAAUUUGUCUCGAUGGAGGAAGCCAUCCAGGCCGUUGGUGCCCUUUUCGAGUUAUCCGAAAAAGGCCAAGUGAGAUGUGUGGGUAUUUCCGGCUAUUCCAUAGACCGUCUGGUGCGCAUUGCACAUACCGUCCAGAAACAAUACAAUCGACCCCUCGACAUUGUACAGAAUUGGGCGCAAAUGACCCUGCAGAACACCCGAUUGGAGCGGUAUGGUAUCCCUGCCUUGCGUGGUGCCGGAGUCUCUACGAUAUGCAGUUCGAGUCCGCUGGCAUCGGGUCUAUUGCGAGCUGGCGACGUGCCCUCCGGCAAGCUUGGGGAUUGGCACCCGGCGCCCGAUGGGCUUCGCAGCGUGGUGAAGCAGUCUUCAAACUGGGUUGAAAAGCAAGGUUCGACUUUGGCUGGCCUUGCACUUCGGUUCUCCCUUGCCAGGGCAAACAGAGCGUCCAAUAAUGGGGUUUCCGUCCACACUAUUCUGGGAAUCUGCUCGCUCAGUGACAUUGAAAGCAAUGUACACGCUGCGCAGACCAUUUUCCAAAGCAAACACGAAUCAGAUGAACCGGACAUUUCUGUCCUGCAGGAUAUUAACGAAGAAAUCGAACGAGUCGAUCAUGGGCUCUGCCACAAAGUCCGCGAAAUUUUGGGGGAAUGGGUGGAAUACGACUUUGAGACGGGCAAGAAGGAGUCGAAAGUGUCCCUGUGGCGGCGUCGCGAGUUCUUCGCAGUUUUGAUACUAUCUCUGCCUAUGCUGGUCUGGUCCAUUGGUUUCAAUCCUGUUGCUUGGUGGAAUAAAUAA
Molecule: messenger RNA, 1173 nt
Organism: Aspergillus affinis
Lineage: Eukaryota; Fungi; Ascomycota; Eurotiomycetes; Eurotiales; Aspergillaceae
Product: Aldo/keto reductase
Exons: 1
Coding region: 1-1173 (390 amino acids)
Biological process (GO): dehydro-D-arabinono-1,4-lactone biosynthetic process
Cellular component (GO): cytosol
Molecular function (GO): D-arabinose 1-dehydrogenase [NAD(P)+] activity
Source: RefSeq, a predicted model, not a curated record